AUGGACCGCGAGCCUCGAAUUGAAGCUAAUCAACUGGUAGAUUGUUAUGCUGCCUUGCAAGAGGAAGGUCGUGACUGUGGUGGAGUGGUGGAGGGUGCUGAUGCACCAAUGUUUUGGGAUGAUAUGAACAGAGAUGAUGAUAAUGCGAAUGUAAAGUUUUCUCAGUCCUUAACUGCUGUGGUUGCAGAGCCCACAUUAGGAAUGGAGUUUCCUUCAGAGGAUGAUGCCAGGAAUUUUUACAAUGCAUAUGCUAAGCAAUCAGGAUUUAGUAUCCGUGUGAACUCAUAUUACCGGUCAAAAAAGGACAACUCUAUUAUAUCUAGAGAGUUUUGUUGUGGUGAUGAAACAAGGAGGCUCCGUUCUCGGCCUAUUCCAAGAGAAGGUUGUAAGGCAAUGAUGACCGUGAGGAGAAGAGAUAAUGGGAAAUGGUAUGUUGCAAAAUCAGAGAAGAAUCACAAUCAUGAGAUGGUGACUCCAACAAUGCGACAUGUUCUUAGGUCACACAGGGAGGAAUUUGAUCCAAAGAAUAACUUAAGCAGCUCAUUCAGUAACCAUGGGAUGGGGUCAGAUGCUUCUGCAUCUUUAAGUGAUAUGAUUGAAGAUAGCAAUCAUGUUGGCAAAAUGGUAUUUAGUUCCCAGAACUGCAUUAAUUAUAUAGGAAGAGGACGGCUAAGCACUUUUGGGAUUGAUGCGCAAAGUCUUCUUGGAUUUUUCAAUAUUAUGCAAGUUAGUGAUCUUGCAUUUUAUUACGCAAUACAGGUUGAUGAAGAGGAUAGGCUAAGUAGUGUUUUUUGGGUCGACACAAGAUCAAGAAUUUCAUACAAUUGUUUAUCAGAUGUCGUGGCUUUUGAUACCACUUAUCAAGUGAAUCAGUACAAGAUGCCUUUUGCACCUUUUACUGGAGUAAAUCAUCAUAAACAGUCAGUUCUGUUUGGCUGUGCAUUACUUGCAGAUGAGACAGAAUCAACUUUUAUUUGGCUUUUCACAACUUGGCUUGAGGCCAUGUGUGGACAGCAACCAGGGUUAAUCAUAACUGAUUAUUAUCCUGCCAUAACUAGAGCAGUAGAGAGGGUUUUCCCACAAUCUACCCAUCGAUAUUGCAAGUGGCACAUUAUAAGCAAAAUGCCAAAGGAAAUGGGGCAUGCAUAUAGUGCACUUCCAAAGACAUUUCAAGUGGAAUUUGAUAAAUGCAUUAAUAAAACUGAGACAUCUGAAGAGUUUGAAUCGGCUUGGCGGUUGCUUCUUGAUAAAUACAAUCUUAGAGGAAAUGAAUGGCUUCAGUCACUUUAUAUUGACCGCAAGUUAUGGGUCCCAGUAUAUGUAAGAGACACAUUCUUUGCAGGCAAGCAAUAUGAGAAGGCUUUGGAAGAUCGAUAUGAAAAAGAAGCAAAGGCAGAAUUUGAGACUUUUUACACUAAACCUGUAUUAAAGACACCACUUCCUAUGGAGAAGCAAGCAGCAGAAGUUUACACAAGAAAAUUGUUUGCAGUUGUUCAGGAAGAAAUCUUUGAAUCUCCUUUGUUUGCUGUGAAGUUAAACAGAAAUGAUGAAAGAACCCACAGAUGUGAAGUAGCAAGGUUUGAUGAAGAACACAAACAUGUGAUUGCAGUAUUCAAGGCUACAAACUUGUUUGUGUUCCCACUGCAUUAUAUAUUAAAGCGAUGGACAAGAAAUGCUAAGGAUGAGGUCAUGUUGGAUGUACCAUCCUCUCUUGAGAUGCGUGGAAAUUCUAGAAGAGGAAAGAAUUCACAUUACAAUAUUUUGUAUCAAGAAGCAAUUAAAUGUGCGGAGGAAGGUAUGGCAUCUGAUCAUAGUUUUAAGAUGGCACUGAAUGCCUUGAGAGAUGCUAGGAUCAAGAUUAUUGGUGCAAAGAAAAAUGCCAUUGAUGCACAAAAACUUGAAACCAUGCCCAGCACUAGCAGUCAGGAUGAGAACACAAUGUCUAGUCAGGACAAUGAAAAUCAGAAGCUUUCCUAUGCGGCCGAUCCACUUGGGACAGGCGAUAACAAUCCUGCAAAUUGA
Messenger RNA from Hevea brasiliensis (rubber tree), 2022 nucleotides. RefSeq names its product protein FAR1-RELATED SEQUENCE 5-like. Bases 1 to 2022 code for a protein of 673 amino acids. Gene Ontology annotation, biological process: regulation of DNA-templated transcription. Lineage: Eukaryota; Viridiplantae; Streptophyta; Magnoliopsida; Malpighiales; Euphorbiaceae. The transcript has 4 exons. The record is from RefSeq and is a predicted model, not a curated record.